Molecule: messenger RNA, 366 nt
Organism: Lodderomyces pseudojiufengensis
Lineage: Eukaryota; Fungi; Ascomycota; Pichiomycetes; Serinales; Debaryomycetaceae
Exons: 1
Coding region: 1-366 (121 amino acids)
Source: RefSeq, a predicted model, not a curated record
AUGCCUAUGCAAUACAAAGAAUCAGCAGAAGCUCAAGGAGCUAAACCACCACAAAUUCCAUCACCAGGUAAUAAUUCAUUUUUAGGUGAUAUUUUCACUUCCGAUGCUCCAAAAGAUAAACAAAUUUCUUGUGGGUUUUAUAGACAGGAAAAAGGUGAACCAUUAGUGUAUACCUAUACUUAUGAUGAAAUGAAAAUAAUUUUAGAGGUUGAAGGUGAAUUUACAUUGACAGAUGAGGUUGGAAACAAAGUAAAUGCCAAAGUAGGUGAUGUUUUCUAUUUCCCAAAUGGUACCACUAUAACUUUUGAAUCAACUGGUUAUGCAUUGGCUUUUUUCACUGGGUUAAGACCAAACGGAGCUCUUUAA